Messenger RNA from Lolium rigidum, 877 nucleotides. RefSeq lists its product as uncharacterized. The transcript has 3 exons. Lineage: Eukaryota; Viridiplantae; Streptophyta; Magnoliopsida; Poales; Poaceae. Bases 25 to 798 code for a protein of 257 amino acids. The record is from RefSeq and is a predicted model, not a curated record.
AUUUCUAGAAAUGACCUUCAAGAUAUGCUGUCAAGUUGUCCCAGUCUUGAGUGGUUGAGUAUAGUUAGAUGUCAUCUUAACGAUGAACUAAAGAUUGACCGUCCAUUCACCUGCCUGAUAUACUUGCAAGUUGCGCACUGCCAAAUAACAAAGAUACAGAUACAUGCUGUGAAUCUUAAGACUUUUAUAUACAGGGGUAUGCAGCUUCCACUUGACCUUAGUCAUGCAAAAGAACUAGAAACUGUUAACGUUUCUUUUUUCGGUAUAAAUUUUGAGUAUGCUCUCACCGUGCUUCCGAACGCACUUCCCAGUGUACGAAAUUUGCAUAUGCAAGCUCGUCUUCUACUAAAGUCACCCUGGUUGCUGGAAAGCUCCUGCAAGUUUUUUGGGCUGAAGCAUUUGAAGUUGCUGAUGUUUCACCUUGAUGAUGAUAUGCACAAUAUUCUCUCAUUGGCUUCCUUUUUGAAGGCUGCCCCUCUCAUUGAAAUAUUGGAGAUUGAUUUCAAUAUCUUUGGCCUAAUAAAUGACUUGGAGACUGACUCUCUUAGGAGCCUUCCGAAUUGUCCAUAUAACUAUCUAAGGAACGUGUGCAUUACUGGAUUUCAAGGUGACAUAGGCCAACUGGAACUUGUUGUACAUAUUGUGCAAAAUGCGCCCGCAUUGGAGGUUUUGAUUAUAGACAGAACAACAAAAAGAGGUGCCCAUGUGAAUCAACACUCUGGAGAGUGGCCUGGUAUUGUUGUUAGAAGACACCUUGAUGGCAAACUGUUACCUACAACAAAACUUGAAAUUAUCUGAUAUCCCUUUUGUAGAGGGACAAAUGUAGGAUUUGAGUGCAGUGAGGCAGCUCGUGUCUAUACGCUGUAUAACUAAUUGU